AUGCGUACUGCUGUUCAAAUUCUUCAAACCAUCCUCAUCGGCUAUGUCGGUGCUACUGAACUCCUAGACAGGAAUCUGGCCUAUCGUUCUCCAUUCCCCGAUGACUUGACCCUAUCCCACGAUACGCGUUCUAUUCAGCAACGCGGGAUAGCUCAUGUCAAAAGGCAGAUGACGAGCGCUGCUGGUUUUUCCGACCAACAUUAUCCCUCAUUCCACGGAGCGGACUUCAGCAACGGCGAUCCCAUUGAUACAUCAGUCAUACUGUGGACCAGAGCCGUUCCAGUCUCACCCGGCGACGGUACUUCACUACCAGACCAAAGUGUUCCAGCUUGCCUUGCAUACAACGUGUUCACCGAUUCACAGAAAUCUGCGGCAUCUGGAGAGGCCUUCACUAGCUACGAUGUUGAUUGGACUGUGAAAGUAGAAGCGAAAGGGCUUAAACCCGACACCAAGUAUUUCUUCCAGUUCUCGGAUUGCGCAAACCCGUCGUCCGUUAGCCCCGUGGGGAGCACCCGCACACUAGCAAGUCCUGAUACACCGGCGAAUAAGGUUAAUGGUGGAAAACCUCUCACCUUGGCUGUUUUCUCGUGCUCCCAAUAUCAAGCAGGUGUUGAUAGUACUCGUCUGAUCCUUGUCAACCGAUAA
This is a messenger RNA of Marasmius oreades (fairy-ring Marasmius), 645 nucleotides long. RefSeq lists its product as uncharacterized. The record is from RefSeq and is a predicted model, not a curated record. The transcript is spliced from 4 exons. Lineage: Eukaryota; Fungi; Basidiomycota; Agaricomycetes; Agaricales; Marasmiaceae. The coding region runs from base 1 to 645 and encodes 214 amino acids.